Ostrinia furnacalis (Asian corn borer) is the source of this 1632-nucleotide messenger RNA. RefSeq names its product olfactory receptor 56 (gene Or-56). Gene Ontology annotation, cellular component: plasma membrane. The record is from RefSeq and is a predicted model, not a curated record. Bases 61 to 1266 code for a protein of 401 amino acids. Gene Ontology annotation, molecular function: odorant binding; olfactory receptor activity. The transcript is spliced from 6 exons. Lineage: Eukaryota; Metazoa; Arthropoda; Insecta; Lepidoptera; Crambidae. Gene Ontology annotation, biological process: detection of chemical stimulus involved in sensory perception of smell; sensory perception of smell.
ACUAACAUAAAACACCGCCGGCACAUUUCAGAACUCUAUUGUUAUAAAUUUCCCUUCAAAAUGUUGAACGUCCUCAAGAGACUUGAAAACCCUAAGAGACCCUUACUUGGGCCCAACGUUAAGGCACUAAAAUUUUGGGGAUUACUCCUCCCAGAGAAUAUCUACAUGAAGUAUUUCUACCUGCUCAUGCAUGUGCUCGUAACAAUCUUUACGGCUACCGAAUACGUCGACAUCUGGUUCAUCAAAUACGAUCUCAACCUUAUCCUAAACAACUUAAAGAUCACAAUGCUGGCAACCAUGAGCGUUUUAAAAAUCACCACCUUUUUGUAUUGGCAGCAGCACUGGAAAGACAUCAUUGAAUACGUCACUAGAGCAGAUGUGGCUCAGCGAACAACCGAUGACGUCGAAAAGAAUGUCCUUAUCACCAAAUCUACCAGAUACUGCCGCAAAAUUACGUUGUUCUAUUGGUCUUUGAUGUACACUACGGUGGUGAUUGUGAUCUUUCAGCCGAUCUUCAAGUAUUUCUUGGCGAGAAAUUACAGAGAAAACGUGAAGAAUGGCACGGAUAGUUAUUUACAGGUGGUCAGUUCAUGGGUGCCAUGGGACAAAAGCACGAUCCCAGGAUAUUUGACCGCGUCAGCUUUCCAGUCCUACGCAGCAAUAUAUGGUGGAGGCUGGAUCACAUCUUUUGAUAGCAACGCCAUGGUCAUCAUGGUGUUUUUCAAAGCUGAAUUAGAGCUGUUGAAGAUUGAUUGCUCUAACAUGUUUGGGACUGAAACGAAGCCGGUUUCUGAUGAAGUGGCAUUGAAGAGGCUCAAGGAUUGCCAUAGGAGACAUGUAGAGUUGCUCAAAUAUUCCCGCUUGUUCGAUGCUUGUCUAUCGCCAAUAAUGUUGUUAUACAUGUUCGUUUGCUCUGUAAUGCUGUGUGUCACUGCUUAUCAAAUUACUUCGGAGACGAGCGCUAUGCAGCAGUUCUUGACUACUGAGUACCUUGUGUUCGGUAUAGCGCAGCUGUUUAUCUAUUGCUGGCACAGCAACGACGUUUAUUAUGCAAGUCUCCAACUCAGCCAGGGUCCAUACGAGAGCCUCUGGUGGUGCAGAGAUGUCUCCCAUCGCAAGAACCUGUACAUCCUCACAGCUCAGUUCAGCCAAGUCGUGGUCUUCUCAGCAGGACCGUUCACCAAGCUUACUGUGGCUACUUUCCUGAGCAUCAUAAAAGGAGCCUACAGCUACUACACUCUUCUAAGUAAAUCACAGACUAAAUAAAAAAAAUAUCUGUGUUAUAAUCCAAAAUAAAGUACCAUCACCUGUCGACAUAAAUGUUUAUAUGGCACCAAUUUCUAGUGCUUUAAGAAAGUUGAUCAUGAUUUCAGUCAUUAACGCCUUUUCAACUCUAGAUUAUAAAUGCUCUAAAUUAUCACUAUAACGGGAUUUGAUUGCACACAAACACUACACUUUUAAAAAGGUAAAAAGGUUUUUACCUUCCCGGACGUUUCGACUCGGUUGCACGAGUCAUGGUCGCGGGCUGACUGAAGGGAUGCGGCGUCGUCUGCUCCGGCGCGAUGAAUUUUCUUCACCCACCCGCAUUUGCACAAUAUUUUCGUCCGUGGUAGUGUUUGUUAUAGUAAGAAU